Molecule: messenger RNA, 708 nt
Organism: Paraglomus brasilianum
Lineage: Eukaryota; Fungi; Glomeromycota; Glomeromycetes; Paraglomerales; Paraglomeraceae
Source: the annotation of a GenBank genome assembly
AUGACAGAAUGUAGAUCUAACUGUCUCAAAGCUCCUAGAAAGAAAUUUUAUCAGGAUCGAAGGCCGAAUAGUUCUAGCGCUUGUCCACGCAGACAAAUUCCUAAAAGCUUUUGUCAAUUGAAAGAUGUAAUAAAGACGGAAGAUUGUGAUGACGUUUGCGCAUACAAUCCGACCACGGUUUCAGACAAGACAGCCUGUUAUCUAACAACAGCUUACAAUAACGAUUACCAACUAGAGAAAUAUCCUCUAAAGCCGGGACUAAAACAAGGACACUGGAUUUGUGAGGAAGAUAAAAUGCUCUUGGACAUAGUAAACAGAUUUGGCCCACAUAACUGGGAAAAAAACUCUAUUUACCAUCCUACUCGAAACGGCAGACAGAUGAGAGAACGAUGGCUAUCUCACUUACAAGGAGUCAACAAAGACCCGUUCACGGAAAAAGAGGUUGCCAUUGUUUACUACAUGCGUUGUAUAGAGCAAAAAGGAUGGGCAGAUAUCGCAAAAAGACUUGAUAAUAGACGCACCCCAAACUCGUGUAAAAACGUUUAUCACAAUGUCGUGGCCAAGAAUCUUAGAAGUCGUCCAAAAUCUGCUAGCAAAUAUGAAACUAUAUAUCAUGCAAUAACGACAGUGCCGUCAGCUAAGGAAAAGAUGGCUAUAGAGUUUUUCAUAAUGAUGAAUAACGGACAAGUCGGAUAUUACCCCGUCUGA